Musca vetustissima is the source of this 584-nucleotide messenger RNA. RefSeq names its product peptidyl-prolyl cis-trans isomerase H-like. The transcript is spliced from 3 exons. Gene Ontology annotation, cellular component: intracellular membrane-bounded organelle. Lineage: Eukaryota; Metazoa; Arthropoda; Insecta; Diptera; Muscidae. The record is from RefSeq and is a predicted model, not a curated record. Gene Ontology annotation, biological process: protein folding; protein peptidyl-prolyl isomerization. Gene Ontology annotation, molecular function: peptidyl-prolyl cis-trans isomerase activity. Bases 30 to 581 code for a protein of 183 amino acids.
UAUCAAAUAAAUUAAUUUAAUAAACCACUAUGCCAACUUGGAAUCAAAUACAAUCACAAUUAAGAAAUCCCAAUAACCCAGUGGUUUUCUUUGAUGUCUCGGUGGGAACAACGGAAAUUGGCCGCAUGAUAUUUGAAUUAUUUGCCGAUACCGUACCCAAAACCGCAGAGAAUUUUCGACAAUUCUGUACGGGAGAAUAUCAACCGGAUGGUGUGCCACUGGGCUAUAAGGGAGCCAGUUUUCAUCGUGUCAUCAAAGAUUUUAUGAUACAGGGUGGGGAUUUUGUGCAUGGUGAUGGCACCGGCGUUAUGAGCAUUUAUGGCAACACAUUUUCCGAUGAAAAUUUCACGCUGAAACAUGAUAGUCCCGGCCUGCUAUCAAUGGCCAACAGUGGCAAAGAUACAAAUGGUUGUCAAUUUUUCAUUACAUGUGCAAAAUGUAAUUUCCUCGAUGGCAAACAUGUUGUAUUCGGACGUGUCUUGGAUGGCCUGUUGAUAAUGCGUAAAAUUGAAAAUGUACCAACAGGGCCGAAUAAUAAACCCAAGUUGCCAGUUAUUAUAUCACAAUGUGGACAAAUGUAAAAG